This is a messenger RNA of Arachis ipaensis, 1801 nucleotides long. RefSeq names its product putative E3 ubiquitin-protein ligase RZFP34. Gene Ontology annotation, cellular component: nucleus. Gene Ontology annotation, biological process: protein ubiquitination; ubiquitin-dependent protein catabolic process. NCBI's taxonomy places the organism in Eukaryota, Viridiplantae, Streptophyta, Magnoliopsida, Fabales, Fabaceae. Gene Ontology annotation, molecular function: zinc ion binding; ubiquitin protein ligase activity. The record is from RefSeq and is a predicted model, not a curated record.
UGAACGAGUUCUUCAGUGUCAACUGUCAAGUGACCUAGCCAACUAUGUAACGAAGAUAAAAUUUCUAAUAAGACAAGGAAUCCACCAAGGUGCUGAAGAUAUGAAGUUCUGUUAGGUAAUUGCUAUUGUUAAGUGUCUGUUCAGGUAGGAUUAUCUGUUCAGGAGGAAUCCAAUACACUUCUGCCUAUUAAGGUAGGAUUGUCCUUCAUGGACAAUAAAAAUCGACACAUGCUAUUUUUUUAAUUAUUAUUUGAGAUGCCUUUGAUUGAGUGGUUUAUUGAUUUCAACAUAGGUUGGAGUAUCUAUUGGUUGGCUCAACUAUAGUUGGAUUUGGUUCUGGGACUGGGACUCGAGUUCUUCAAGAAAUCAAGUGAUCAUUCUGCUGUUGGUUUCUAUUUACAUCUGGCAGCUGCAAGUUUCCCAGUGCCAACUUAUAGUAAUAUAUGGAAUUCUUGUAGAUAGACUAAUUUUCAAUUGCUGAUUGGAGCUGCAUGAUUCAAUUUGUGUUGUUGUUGGUCCGCGGCAGUCUAGAAGAAAGCAACAAUACAUUCGGUGUUUACCUGGCUUGAUGGGGUGACUGAGUAUGCCUUUAGAAGUUUUAGGAUUAUUUCUAAACUUGUCCCUACAUGCAGGUCCCUAAGCUCACUCACUGCUUCUAGAUAUUUGGUAAUAUUACCGGAGGUAUAAUGGGAGAGGUGGCAGUAAUGCGCUCUGAGCCACUGCAGUUUGAGUGCAAUGAUAUGAAGCAUCUGACAGAGGGAGACACUUAUGCCACAGAUUCAAAUGCAGAGCUUGAUCAUAGGGAAGAAUCAAGCCAAUCAACUGAUCAUGAAAAGACUAAUGACUUGCGUGAGAAAGGAUACAUGGAGUACGGAUGUCAACAUUACCGGAGAAGAUGCUGUAUCAGGGCCCCUUGUUGCAAUGAGGUUUUUGAUUGCCGCCACUGUCACAAUGAGGCAAAAAAUGAUAUCAGCAUUGACCAGAAACUUAGACAUGACAUUCCGCGCCACCAAGUCAAACAGGUGAUAUGUUCACUUUGUGGGACAGAACAAGAGGUGCAGCAGAACUGUAUCAAUUGUGGUGUUUGUAUGGGCAAAUACUUCUGUGAAACAUGCAAGCUCUUUGAUGAUGAUCAGGUAUCGAAGCAACAAUAUCAUUGCAAUGGAUGUGGAAUUUGCAGAACUGGAGGACGUGAGAAUUUCUUCCACUGCUACAAGUGUGGUUGUUGCUAUUCAAUCCUGGUAAAAGAUAGUCACCCUUGCAUUGAAGGAGCAAUGCAUCAUGAUUGCCCCGUUUGUUUUGAGUAUUUGUUUGAAUCCAGAAAUGAUGUCAUUGUUAUGCCCUGUGGACAUACAAUCCAUAAGAGCUGCUUGAAAGAAAUGAGAGAACAUUACCAAUAUGCAUGCCCUCUGUGCUCAAAGUCGGUGUGCGAUAUGUCGAAGGUUUGGGAGAAAUUUGACUUGGAGAUGGCUGCUAUACCGAUGCCUGAACCAUAUCAGAAUAAAAUGGUUUGGAUCUUGUGCAAUGAUUGUUGCAAAACAUCUCGAGUUCAGUUCCAUUUUGUGGCUCAAAAAUGCUUGAACUGCAAAUCCUACAACACACGACAGACCCGAGGCGGAGACUGCUGAAGCAAGUGGGGGGUAUAUUUCUAGUUGAAGUCUAAAUCUGAUUUCACUUGAGAGUCCUGUGAAAACAAAAUGUCAAGUGAAGAAGUAAUGCACUUUGUGGGAAUUGGAAAAUUGCAUGCUGAUCCAAUAUUCAAUAGGAAGGACAAAUUUAUGCCUAGGGGAAUGAUCCGAGU